Molecule: messenger RNA, 750 nt
Organism: Arabidopsis arenosa
Lineage: Eukaryota; Viridiplantae; Streptophyta; Magnoliopsida; Brassicales; Brassicaceae
Source: the annotation of a GenBank genome assembly
GUGUGUUAUGUCAUAAAGCAUGACUGGGUGUUUAAGUUCAAGUGGAUACUUGGAUAGUGGAGAGAGACUCACUUGAAAACAUGUUUUGCAUAAGCUAAACAAAUGGGGCUUUUGGCCAAGUCUUCCGUUUGGUGUUGUCAAGGUGUUUGUGGCACAAACGCAACAUAUCCCGAUUUCGAAUACUCUCCUCAAGGUGGCUCCGGCACCGGAACUGCUCAAAAGAUCGACGGCGGUGACGAAAACAGAGCAUCAAACUCUGAAUUGUCUGUUUGUUUCAAUGUGGCCACUUUAUAUAUUCCUUCUCUCACUAGCCAAACCACCAAGUUUCUCGGCUUUCCAUUGCCACCGUUUCUAAAAAUCGAUAUCUCACCGGAGAUUUUCCAAGGAACUAUCGAUCAAGAAUCCGGGAAGGUGGAAUUAGAGUUCAUGGCUAAGUUCUUUUUCACGGCGGGAGGAGGGAUAUACAGAGCUCCGGCGUUGGUUGUUAAAACUGUGUUGACGACGGAGGAAUCGAUAGGAGAGACAAAGAGAGGGAAAGGAGAGAGAAUGGACGAAGAAGGAAAGUGUAGACUCGUCGGUGUCGCGAAAGUUGAGACCGUCGACGAUUUGUUUAUGAACACGUUCCUCUCUCUUCCGGCGGAGUGUCUCGCCGAUCUACAAGCUAUUAUUUCAGUCUCUGAUAAUCAAUCUUGAAUCUUAAUGAUAAAGCAUAAAUAUUUGAGUUUAUGAGUAUAAAAUUGAUUAAUUAUU